This is a messenger RNA of Durusdinium trenchii, 1692 nucleotides long. The record is from the annotation of a GenBank genome assembly. Lineage: Eukaryota; Dinophyceae; Suessiales; Symbiodiniaceae.
AUGGCUUGGAACACCAUGCUCAAGGCUCAUGCCAUCGCUGGUGAUAUGGAUGGGGCUGCCACACACUUUGCCGAGAUGCAACUUCAGCGAGUACCUGUGAACACCCGGACCUUUGGCAAGUUGAUCAGGUGUGCCGCAGAGGCAGGGCAACCAGAGCAAGCUGUGCGGUUCUUGCGGGAGCACCAGCAGCAUGGACUUGCUUCUGACCUGGUCAGCCAAACUUCCGUGGUGGACGCCUUUGCCAAGGCUGGGUGUCCAGAAGAGGCUGAGACCUGGCUUGAGGCCUUGGAAGGCUUGGGAGAGGAUGAGGUGGCUCUUGGCCUGCUCGCCGCGGGCUACGCGCGCUUGGGGAAGGGUUUCGAGACUCGGAGGUGUUUGGAAAGGCUGCUAGCUGCAGGUGCCAAGCCCACCAGCGAGACUUGGGGCCUACAAGCUUCUGCCUGGGCACGGCAGGGGGAGACCGCCCGGGCAGCUCACUGGCUUCAAGAGAUGGUGGAGAUGAAGUUGCAGCCCUCCAGCAGCACCUUGGCGGUUCUGCUGAGCGCGUGUGCAAAGAGCCAAGACUCCCAGAGUGCUGCCCGGAUUCAAAGCUUAUGUCCACAAGGAGCUGAGAUGGCUGACGGCAACGAUGGUGACCGCGCCCACCCAGGCCAUGUCUACAAUGCUGCACUGCAGUCUGCCUCACACAGCGGUGAGGCCGAAGUGAAGCUCAAGGAGAUGUCGGAUGCGAAGCUAAAGCCGAACUUGCUCACCUACAACUCACUGAUCGACGGUGCGGCCGCCCGGGGCCAAGUGGAGGAGGCCGAGCUCUGGUUGCAGCGGCUGCGGGAAGCUGGCUUCAUGCCGAAUGCCAUCACUUACACCUCCCUCAUCAAGUCGAGGGCCAAGUUUGGGGACCUCCCUGGGGCAGUGCGCUGGCUGAGCGAGAUGGUGAGCACCCAGACGACGCCCGACGUCAUGGCCUACACUGCGAUCAUCCACUGCAGCGCCAAGAAGGGCAACGUGGAGGAAGCGACGAGGUGGUUUCAGCGGAUGUCCUUGAACGACCUCAAGGGCGACGCGGUGACCUUCACGGCGCUGAUCAAUGCCUGCGCCAAGCGAAGCGACGCCCCGGGCGCCCUCGGGUGGCUGCGGCGCCUCGUGGACGAGCAGCUCCAACCCAACGUGGUCGCCUUCUCCGCUGCGCUCAAGGCCUGCGCACGAAGUGCAAAAUCCGAUGAGGCAUCAAGCCUUUGGCAGGCCAUGGAGUCGCAGUUGGUUGCGCCGAACAUCAUCGCAGUGACCUCGGCCAUCGAGGUCUGUGCCAAGAGCCGACCUAGGCGCACCGUGGAGGCGGAGGAGCUCUUCCGGCGUUGGAUGAGGAACUCUUCGGCGCGGCCCGACACCAAGCUGAUGCGCACCAUGAUGCGUGCCGUGGGCAUGACGAAGUGCAUGGAGCUUUGCCGGGAAUUUGGAGUCGUGGAUGCUGCGCUGGAAGCUCUGGCGGCCUCCUUUCCAAAAGCGGACGAAGAAAGGGGGCCGGACGCGGAUGGGCCAGGCGUCAGACAUCUGAGUGGUCAGACAUCGCUACCGCGGUACCUCGCUGACGUAGAAACGCCGCCUUUGGGGGCACGACCGUUCCUUCAGGAGUUUCAUUGGGGUGGAGUGUGUCAGCGGCGCGAGUCGUAUUGCACAAAUCGAGAAGAGAGAUGA